Anarrhichthys ocellatus (wolf-eel) is the source of this 2782-nucleotide messenger RNA. RefSeq names its product solute carrier family 25 member 44a (gene slc25a44a). The record is from RefSeq and is a predicted model, not a curated record. Gene Ontology annotation, cellular component: mitochondrion. Gene Ontology annotation, biological process: branched-chain amino acid transport; branched-chain amino acid catabolic process; transmembrane transport. NCBI's taxonomy places the organism in Eukaryota, Metazoa, Chordata, Actinopteri, Perciformes, Anarhichadidae. The transcript has 4 exons. The coding region runs from base 344 to 1297 and encodes 317 amino acids. Gene Ontology annotation, molecular function: branched-chain amino acid transmembrane transporter activity.
UAACUCAACAUAACAGCGUUAACCAUAACAGUUACAGCGAUCACCUGCAAGUGGAAACUAUUUUCAUACUUUUUUUUAAGCAAGGAAAAGUUUGUUAUGCCAAUAACAAACCGCUUGCAGUGAAACACAACCCAUGACCUUUCACCUUUCACUUUGUUUGUUACGGAAGACAUGACCCACCUUGUAGCGCUGCAGGCCGCAAGAGUUUAACAACAAAGCAGCGAACAGGAGGCGGAAGGUGAACCAGAGCUACAUGAUCCGACCAACAGGUGUGAUGGCAGUUGGAGGGCUGAUGACUGGAGAUGCGUGGCUUUAGGGGUGCAGCGCUGCUCUAGCCGGCACCAUGCAGCAGAAAGGUGCGAUACGAAUUAUCGAAUGGGAGGACCUGGACAAGAGGAAGUUCUACUCCCUGGGUGUGUUCAUGACCCUGACCACCAGGGCCACCGUCUACCCGGCCAGCCUCAUCCGCACUCGGCUCCAGGUGCAGAAGGGGAAGGCCCUCUACUCCGGCACCGUUGAUGCUUUCUGCAAGAUCCUGCGAGCGGAGGGUGUGCGAGGCCUCUACCGUGGCUUCAUGGUCAAUACGUUCACCCUGGUCUCAGGACAGGCUUAUAUCACCACCUAUGAACUGGUGCGCAGGUAUGUGAACCAGUACUCGCCCAGUAACACGGUGAAGUCGGUGGUGGCUGGAGGGGCAGCUUCCCUGGUGGCCCAGACCAUCACGGUGCCGAUAGACGUGGUGUCCCAGCACUUGAUGAUGCAAGGACAGGGGGAGCACCUGACUCGCUUCAAGGCCAAACCCAAAACGAUGCUCGCAACAACUAAGCGCAGGCUGACUUUCGGGCAGACCCGUGACAUCACGGUGCAGAUAUUUGCAGCCGAUGGUUUCAAGGGAUUUUACAGGGGCUACGUGGCGUCGCUUCUCACGUACAUACCGAACAGUGCACUGUGGUGGCCUUUUUAUCAUUUUUAUACAGGGCAGCUGUCCUUGUUGGCGCCAAGUGAGUGUCCCCAUCUACUUCUGCAGGCUUUGGCCGGACCAAUGGCAGCAGCAACCGCCUCCACCAUCACCAACCCCAUGGAUGUUGUUCGUGCAAGAGUACAGGUGGAGGGACGGUCGUCCGUUAGGGAGACCUUCAAGCAGCUGCUGGCAGAGGAGGGCGCCAUGGCGAUGACCAAAGGGUUGUCCGCCCGCAUCAUUGCCUCCCUGCCCACGUCGGUGCUCAUCGUGGUGGGAUACGAGACUCUGAAGAGACUGAGUCUGCGAGCUGAUCUCGUGGACUCCAGACACUGGUGAAGGGCCAGAGGGACCCAGGACGGCCUCGCACCGGGCUUCACCUCCUCACAGCCGGGCAGGAACUCUCACCCGUGUAGCUGCUUUCCACACACCUUUGUAGAUCAGUGGUGUUUUAAUACAGGUUUGUAGCAGUAGAGUGCCCAUGGUGGGAGGUACAGGUGGUAUUACCGCGUCUUUUUCUGGUUGUCAGACCCAUUUCUACUAGCCUUGUUUUUGCUAAACGGUUUCUGUAAAACAUUAAGAUAUAAGUGAAAACAAUGUUCUGCAUUUUGCUAUAAAUUUGCCUUUUAAAAAAAGAGCAGUGGAUAACUCAAGGCUCCUAUGAUUAUUACCACCUGUACUGUAUAUUUGACCAUUAUGGAAUGACUGCACCAUUGUUUCUUUAAUGCCUCUUUUUGUUUUCCUGUGUCAUGGCACAGAGGCAGCCUAAGCUUGUGAGCACUUGAUGCAGCUUUUACGUUCACAAUCCAGCUGGGUUCAGGUUUUUUUAAAAUUAUAAAUAGUUACUCCGCAGUAAAUCACAUGUUUUUUUUCAAGAGAAUUUGCAACAAGGUCAGUCUAAUGACUUUUUAAUGUGCCAAAUUCUUGAGACACAAAUGACGUCUUUGCCCUUUUUGAGCAUUUGUAGAGCAGAAAAGCUUUAUGUGUGCAUUCCAGUGAAACUUUGUGCAGAGGUGAGAAACAUCUGCUCAGAAUCUCACCUUAGUUUAGGCAUAAAUCAAGUAAGAAUACGAUUUAUUUAAUGAGAGCAAUGCAGUUUCUGCAAUGCAGGUCUUUGUAACCGAAAGGCUUUCUGUAAUAUAUGUAGCUUUAUUUACCAGCUGUCUGUGAAGUCACUAGAACACAAGUGAUCAACUUAUCAACGUUCUAGGCGGGUGUUUCUGCUUCUUUUUGUCUGUGUAAAUGGAAUGUACAAAACAAAGUGGAGAUAGAGAGAAUAGAGGUAACGUUACAGGCCUGGGAUCAGAUCGCUGAACAAGAGGUGGGGAUUUUCCACGGUUGUUCUGUACAUUAAUUACAGCGCUCGGAUGUCUGAGGAUCACAUCGCCAACUGUUUGGUUACAGAACAGAAACCACAGGUGCCAGUUUGCUUAAAGCGGACACACAGGCAGAGCAAAGACACCCGCAGACACAACUCAACUCCUAAAGUUGCCUUCAGAUUUCAGUCACUUAAAGAGUGCGAGGUACAUCAUCGAGGCCAUACUUGGACGUGAUUACUGCCAGAAAGCACAUCUCAGUGAGGGUUGACACACACUGCUCCUUCUUUUACAAAAUGAAAUCUUAUGCAAACAGCACUCUUCAGUUUGAUGGAUCAGUUUCUGAACUGGUGAGAUUAUGUCUGAAAAGGACCUUUGCCGAUGUGGUGGAAGUGCUCCGCGUGUGUGCGACAGCAAAGAAUUGUUAAACGUGCAGUUUGAUGUGAUUUAAACUUGGAGAAACUUGUGUACCUUCGAUGAAAAGUAAUAAAUAAUUCUGAAUCACUGC